AUCCCCUUGGAGGAAAUGUAGGCACAGACGCACACGGGGCUCUUCGGUCGCCCGUUUUCAGGAGUCAUCCAGUUAAAUUCUUUAGGCAAUAAUAAUAACAAUAAUAACAAGCGUCAACAUGAAAGUCUCCAGCAUCGACUGCCGGCAUCUGAGGAAGAUCAUCAGGAAAGAGUGUGGGAGCUGCCUUAUUGUGGAUUGCCGACCUUAUUUCUCGUUCACGAACUCCAACAUCAAAGGCUCCGUUAAUGUAAAUCUCAACUCGGUGGUGGUCCGGAGAUCUCGAGGGGGUCCCGUACCUCUUCAGUUUGUCAUCCCGGACGAGAGAGCCCUGUUUCGGCUUCGGGAGGGGAGCAUAUCUGCUGUCGUAGCUCUGGAUGACCGGACGUCCCACUGGCAAAAACUGAAAAAGGACAGCGUAGCACAAAUAGUAAUAAACACCCUUUCCCAUCUAGCGAGCGGAGCAAACAUCUGCUUCCUGAAAGGAGGAUACGAGAACUUCCACUCUCAAUACCCUGAACUUUGCACUGAGGUGAAAACCAUUGACCAGAGCGGAACUGAAACCGAGAAAAGAGUCAACGGCCACAGCGAGAGGCUCUCUCACCGCAAACCAGAUUACGAUCAGGGUAAACCCGUAGAGAUCCUGCCUUUCCUCUACCUCGGUAGUGCCUACCACGCCUCCAGACAGGACUAUCUCAACGACCUUCACAUCACGGCCUUGCUCAAUGUGUCGCGCAGGGACCUGCAGCCGGCCAAGGGUCGCUAUGACUACAAGUGGAUCCCAGUGGAGGACAGCCACAUGGCCGACAUCAGCUCCCACUUCCAGGAGGCCAUAGAGUUUAUUGAUCACGUGAAGCAAUCAGGGGGGAAGGUCCUGGUACACUGCGAAGCAGGCAUCUCACGCUCGCCUACCAUCUGCAUGGCCUACAUCAUGAGGACCCAGCAGCUGCGGCUGGAUGCAGCCUUCGACAUCAUCAAGCAGCGCCGGGCAGUCAUCUCACCAAACUUUAGUUUUAUGGGUCAGCUGCUGCAGUUUGAGUCAGAGGUCCUGUCCAACGCCCCGGCUCUCGCUGCCACACCUGAACCGGCCACACCUUGCGCCCCAGAGUCGGCCUCCUUUUUUGCCAAUGACUUUACCACCACCUUUAACACCAAAAACUUUGAGCCAUCCGUGUUCACCCUCCCUACCUCUUGCCUGCAGUCCCCGGUCCAUCACCAGUUCAAACUGAGCCCAAUAACUGCACUGCCUUAAAAUGAACUGUGACUGCUUGUAGACUUACUUGAAAAUAUAUAUAAAUAAAAAAAAAUAAAUAAAAAAAAUCAAUGCUCUCUGUGUGCCUGGUGUUGAAACCAGCCGAGCAGAUAGAUCGGAGAUGAGCAACAGAAGAGUCAAGAGAUUAGUUUUCACUUCAUUGGACUUCCCAUGAAGUCUCUGGACUGUUGCUGGUUUCCUGUCUUCUGAACUGCAUCGAUGAAACAACACAGCACAGUGAUAAACUGCAAUAUACAUGCCUUAGGUUGAUAUUGUGAUUCAUUGCCUAUUCACAAACACAGUCAGGCAUUUGAACUUAAUUUAUUUGAAAAUACGGUCUGUUUUUUUUCAAUAAUGUGGAUAUUAAUAUGUGUUUAAUAAAUGUUUUCACCACAAAAA
Mugil cephalus (flathead mullet) is the source of this 1648-nucleotide messenger RNA. It is a transcript of the gene dusp5, whose product is annotated as dual specificity phosphatase 5. Gene Ontology annotation, cellular component: nucleus; cytoplasm. Lineage: Eukaryota; Metazoa; Chordata; Actinopteri; Mugiliformes; Mugilidae. Gene Ontology annotation, biological process: protein dephosphorylation; endoderm formation; negative regulation of MAPK cascade. The transcript has 4 exons. The coding region runs from base 119 to 1249 and encodes 376 amino acids. Gene Ontology annotation, molecular function: MAP kinase tyrosine/serine/threonine phosphatase activity; protein tyrosine/threonine phosphatase activity. The record is from RefSeq and is a predicted model, not a curated record.